AUGACCUUGCAGGACACGACCCGCCCCCUCCUGCCCUUUAUAUUAUCGAUACCCUCUGCCACUAGCGUCACAACUGCAUCACUCGCAAGCAGUGUCCUAGCGGUUCCAGCUCCCCGCACCGGCCUGGAGGGCAGACUCCGUACGCGGUCAUUGCAGCGCCAGUCACAUCCUCUUGCACCACUUCCACUUGACACAUCCACCAAAGAGGAGUCCAGACUUCUUGAACCUGACGAAAAUACUACCCAUGUUACAUACAGCAGUAAUUGGGCGGGCGCAGUGCGCGAGCAACCACCUCCGCAAGGCACGUAUUCUGCCGUGUCGGCAACCUUUCGCGUACCAGAACCCACGGCGCAAGGGGGUAGUGGAACGCAGGCUGGAUCGGCCUGGGUCGGGAUAGAUGGCGACACAUACAGCAACGCCAUUCUCCAAACAGGAGUCGACUUCUACGUGGAAAACGGGCAGACGUAUAACGAUGCCUGGUAUGAGUGGUAUCCAGACUAUGCAUACGACUUCGACCUGGAUGUGAGCACAGGUGACACAAUUGUCGCCAAGGUGGAAGCCAUCUCGCCGAGUCAAGGCGUAGCCACAAUCGAAAACAUAUCAACAGGGAAGAAGGCAACGCAGACGAUCAAAGCCCCAGCUGCGACAGCCACUCUUGCCGGACAGAAUGCCGACUGGAUCGUGGAGGAUUUCCAGUCUGGCGACUCAAUGGUCGAUCUGGCUGGCUUCGGCGAAAUCAGCUUCUGGGGCGUGCAAGCACAAGGGGGAGGGUCUACAUGGGGUGUAGAUGAUGCGACUAUUGUCGAGCUGAAGCAGGGCAACCAGGUGUUGACGGACGUGGACGUGCAAAGUGACUCGGCCUUCACCGUGUCAUAUACGAGCUAA
This is a messenger RNA of Aspergillus luchuensis, 885 nucleotides long. RefSeq names its product A4/G1 family peptidase. Gene Ontology annotation, molecular function: glutamic-type endopeptidase activity. NCBI's taxonomy places the organism in Eukaryota, Fungi, Ascomycota, Eurotiomycetes, Eurotiales, Aspergillaceae. Gene Ontology annotation, biological process: proteolysis. The coding region runs from base 1 to 885 and encodes 294 amino acids. The transcript is spliced from 2 exons. The record is from RefSeq and is a predicted model, not a curated record.